AUGGGUUGUGUCACCCCCGCAAAUUCAAAUUAUCGUUGCCAAUGGAAGAAAACCGGGAAGAAUUCAUACUUAUUCCUGAAAGAGAAUACCCGUCACUGUCUGACAAGGAAACCAAAAGUUAUUUACUGAAAUGGCAAAUUGAGUUUGAAGUGUUUAUCAUUCAACCACAGGUCUAUGAAGGGUAGACUUAAAGUAGUAACAUUUACUUUUGACCACAUGUUUGCGCCAUAUAAGGCCGAUUCAUUUUUCAUGAAGUUUCUCAACACCUCCAUGGUGCAACAAGUAUUGUCGAUUUCUCCAGCUUCAAUCAAUGUGAAAAUAAAGAGUGUCAGAUGUACUUUAACAAAUAUGGAUAUAUUCCAUAAGCUUUCGAGUCUGACCUAUGAGUCUGGGAAGAUUAGAAAAUGUAUGGAUGAAAUUUUUGAAACAAUCCUUAUUUCUGAUAAGUUAAGAGAAUGUCUGCUGCUCGAAGAUUCACCAGAUUACUGCCUUUUUACAGAAAAAGAGAGGGAUGAGUUUUUGUUUCGUUUGUUCAAGCACAUUUGUAUUGGAGGUGAGGUCUGUCAACAAGAGGAUGAGAUAAAGCCAUAUAUCGAUAUAACACGUAAAAUUUACAGAGAUUUGAUAAGGUACGCAACCAUAAUUUUGUUUACUUGUUUGUGCUAGUGUUCAGAAAAACCCGGUAUCGAAAAUGAUUGAAAUUAUAUCCCAUGUAUACGAAAUCCAGGCGAAUGAUGGUCAAAACCUGGUAUUUCCUUCUGAUAAAGAACACCUGAAUACAUUCGCCUACGCAAUUGUCGAUCCUUUAAAAAGAAACCUAAUCCUGUUUUAUCAUACAUUUGGCUGUGGGGAAAUGUAUUGAUGUAAAGCAUUUUACUCCUAAAAGAGUUAAAGUUGUGUAUAAUGGAU
This is a messenger RNA of Trichobilharzia szidati, 909 nucleotides long. NCBI's taxonomy places the organism in Eukaryota, Metazoa, Platyhelminthes, Trematoda, Strigeidida, Schistosomatidae. The record is from the annotation of a GenBank genome assembly.